UACGCAACAGCAAGUUAUUAUUGCGCAUUAAGUUGUCCAUGAAGUUCACGUUCAAAGUCAAAACAUUUCCAUGUUCAAAGAAUGCGCGUCAUUCUGCUGUCAAAAAGGCCGUAUCCGUGGGCUGUGUCAGUAAUUUGCAAGCGUAAUUUGUUUUUACAUAAAAUGUCCGCGAAUUCCUCCCCAGGAAAAAGCGAUGCUGAGGAUAGUAAUGGUGCCCCUAGCCCGCCAAAUCAAAGUGAGCAUUUAGGUUCUCGCAUUCGUGAUUUGGAUGUAGAUACUAUUCGAAGAUAUUUUGCUCAAAAAUUCGGGUUUUAUGAGCCUAACGAACGAACUGGUGGUGUCGAAAAGGUUUUACAUGAAGUCAGUUUAGAUGGUGUUGUUAAAUGGAUGAAAAGCGCACGAUGCCAAAAUGUUAUUACAUUAGCUGGAGCUGGUAUAUCAACAUCGGCAGGUAUUCCUGACUUUAGAAGCCCUGAGACUGGUCUCUAUCACAAUUUGCAAAAAUACAAUCUUCCAGAACCACAGGCAAUCUUUGAGAUAAACUUUUUCAGACAAAAUCCUAAACCAUUUUUCACACUAGCAAAGGAACUGUUUCCUGGAAAUUUCAAACCAACGAUUUCUCAUUAUUUCAUUAGGCUUUUGCAUGAAAAAGGUCUAUUGCUCCGUCACUAUACACAGAAUAUUGAUACAUUAGAAAGAGGCGCUGAGAUCCCUGAUGAUAAAAUAGUUGAGGCACAUGGCACAUUUUAUACAUCACAUUGCUUGGAAUGCAGAAAAUUGUAUAGUCUAGAAUUUAUAAAAGAACACAUAUUUUCUGAUGAGAUCCCCCUAUGUACAGAAUGCAGUGGAGUAGUCAAACCAGAUAUAGUUUUCUUUGGAGAAAGUCUACCAGAACGAUUCCAGAAUUGUCUACAAGAAGAUUUUCAGAAAUGUGAUAUGCUAAUCAUUAUGGGAUCAUCUUUGGAAGUCCAGCCAUUUGCGUCGCUAAUUGAUAUGGUACCUGAAUGGUGUCCCCGUCUCCUAAUAAACCGAGAGAAGGCCGGUAUGAGGUCUCCUUUACUCCGGAUGUGGGGUCUCAUGAGUGGAGGACUUCAGCUGGAUGAUGAUGCUGUCAGGGAUGUGGCAAGGCUUGGUGAUUGCGACGAGGGAUGUGCUGAUCUGGCUGAAAGACUUGGUUGGGGGGAUGAGCUUCACGCGUUAGUUGCCAGCGAGCAUGAAAGGUUGGACCGCGAGGGCGCUCUCACUAAACCCCAUGGGCCAAAAGUUGGCCACUCCUUGAAGCCGACUAUUCCUAUCGUACCAAGUGGAAGUUCUGCCAUUCCAACAGUGGUUGAAUCGCCACCCAAUCCGAUACCCAAAAUAUGAAAUUUCGCUAACUGGUAUUGCAUUUUUCGAAGGCACUAGAAUGUUCCACAGGGGAGAAUAGGGUUAACUUUAAAUAUAAAGCCCAUCCUCCUCUAUCUUGGUUUAAAUGUUGAUUAUAGGUAAAUUUAAUAAUUCCGUUGUAGAUAGCUUAUUUAUUUUUGUACUAUGUAGUCUAGCAUUGCUUAGUAAAGGGAAGGGAGGGAAGGGAGUUUUGUAUGGUGGUAUAAUUUAACUAAAUGUAUUCUAUACCUAGACCCCAGAUGGGUGUCUGGAUAUAAUAUCUAGCGUCAACGUGCGUUCAUAUUACAUUUAAGCGUAUCACGUCAACUGUCAUCUUUGACAGCUGACAUUGACGUGAUAUUUUUCUUUUGUAUACAAAUCUAAGGCCCUAGUUAAGUAGAGAUGCGUAACUGAGUCAAAUAUUAUGCGUUUACGCGCAUACGAUAUUAACUAUGUUUAUAAUAUCAACUGCCAUCUUUGACAGCUGGCAAUGUCAUCUACAAAAUUUUAAAAUCAUAAACGCUAAUAAUAAUGAGUGUCAUUAAAACGUAUUAAAAUAAUUUGUUGAUUUGUUUAGUUAAAUGUCAGAAAUGAGCGCGUGUGAAUUAUAUUAAGCGUUUUCUUGUGUAAUUAAAGUUAUAGAAUACUUGCGAUGAUGAAUUUAAUAAAUAUUAAAAAAAAACUAAGAGUGUUGUGAUAAAAAGGGAUAGUUAGCAUUCAGAAUGAUUUAUUUUUGUGUAAGGCAAUGUAUACUGUACUAUAAUCUUAAUAAAUAAUAAUAAUUUUCCCUAU
This is a messenger RNA of Pieris rapae (cabbage white), 2157 nucleotides long. It is a transcript of the gene Sirt2, whose product is annotated as NAD-dependent protein deacetylase sirtuin-2. Lineage: Eukaryota; Metazoa; Arthropoda; Insecta; Lepidoptera; Pieridae. Gene Ontology annotation, molecular function: histone deacetylase activity, NAD-dependent; NAD+ binding. The transcript has 7 exons. The record is from RefSeq and is a predicted model, not a curated record. Bases 82 to 1365 code for a protein of 427 amino acids.